Cucurbita moschata (crookneck pumpkin) is the source of this 1223-nucleotide messenger RNA. RefSeq names its product vacuolar iron transporter 1-like. NCBI's taxonomy places the organism in Eukaryota, Viridiplantae, Streptophyta, Magnoliopsida, Cucurbitales, Cucurbitaceae. The record is from RefSeq and is a predicted model, not a curated record. The transcript has 4 exons. Gene Ontology annotation, molecular function: manganese ion transmembrane transporter activity; iron ion transmembrane transporter activity. Gene Ontology annotation, biological process: intracellular manganese ion homeostasis. Gene Ontology annotation, cellular component: vacuolar membrane. Bases 317 to 1051 code for a protein of 244 amino acids.
AAAAUGGAACAAAACUGAAAGUAAAUAAUAUUUUAAUAAAAAAAAUUAAAUAAGCCCGAAUUAGAAAACCAAUUGUUAGAAAAACAACCAGACCGGACUGAAUUGAAAUUUAUAUAAGCCCGAAAAAUAUAUAAAAUAUUAAAAUUUUCUAUUAAGAAGAAAAUGAUAGAAGGAAUAAAGAAUUGUUUUGAAAAACAAAGGGCAUAAACUUUUUUGUAAACGUUUUCCCACUCCCAUUUUAUUCUUCUUAUUUUCUUUUAAAAUCCGAUUCCAAACACAAUGAAAGCAGGUAAGAAGAAGAGCAAAACGUACCAAAAUGGCUGACCUAGAUCGAACCAGAAACCAACUGCCUCUCAUCCAGCAGCACAAAGAGAAGCAUUUCACCGCCGGUGAGAUCGUCCGCGACAUUAUCAUCGGCGUCUCCGAUGGCCUCACCGUCCCCUUCGCUCUCGCCGCCGGUCUAUCCGGCGCCAAUGCUUCCUCUUCCAUCGUUCUCACUGCCGGAAUCGCAGAGGUAGCCGCUGGCGCCAUCUCCAUGGGACUCGGCGGAUACCUAGCGGCGAAAAGCGAGGCGGAUCAGUACAAGAAGGAGCUGAGGAGGGAAGAAGAGGAAAUCGUCUUAGUUCCUGAUACUGAAGCAGCCGAAGUGGCAGAGAUUUUGAGUCAAUAUGGAAUAGACGAAUAUGGACCCGUUGUUAAUUCUCUCAGAAAAAAUCCUCAAGCUUGGCUUGAUUUCAUGAUGAGGUUUGAGCUGGGAUUGGAAAAGCCAGAGCCAAAAAGAGCCAUACAGAGUGCCCUAACCAUUGCCAUCUCCUACAUCUUAGGAGGCUUAAUCCCUUUAAUUCCUUACAUGUUUUUCCCAAAAGCUUCCGAGGCUGUUGUUGCAUCCGUUGUCUUAACUUUGGUGGCACUCUUGGUUUUUGGCUAUGCCAAGGGUUACUUUACCGACAAUAAACCCGUCAUGAGCGCUGUCCAAACCGCCUUCAUCGGAGCCAUAGCAUCAGCGGCCGCUUUCGGUAUGGCCAAGCUUGUCCAACCGCGUCAACCUUAAGGCUUGUUUAUAUUAGAUUAUUAAAAUACUUUAUAAGCAUGGUGUAUGCGUAAAUAAUGAAAUAAAACUUUGUAUGUGUCAUCCAUUCAAAAUAAUUCUCAUAGAUGACAAUUUGAAGUCAGACAAGAAAUGUGUUAAAAUGAUUAGAGAUUGACUUUUGAUAUAAUAAAAA